Molecule: messenger RNA, 709 nt
Organism: Zingiber officinale
Lineage: Eukaryota; Viridiplantae; Streptophyta; Magnoliopsida; Zingiberales; Zingiberaceae
Exons: 1
Coding region: 1-570 (189 amino acids)
Source: RefSeq, a predicted model, not a curated record
AUGGCUUACCACCACCACCACCACCACCACCACCACCACCAUCUAAGUUACUUGAACUCUCCUUCUCAAUUCACAAACUCAACCUCCCUCAAGAUCAAAAUCUUCAUCAAAUCCUACGUGAUUCAACACGUCCGCCAUGCCGUCCGGGCCACCAAGUCCAUGUUCAUGGAGCUCUUCCACCAGAAGAGCACAUACAUCAUCAAAAUCCACAAGUUCUGCAAGCACAGGAGAAGGAGCAAGUCCCACGUCCACCACUCUUCUUCCCACAUCAUCCCAAUUCCGGAGCCGCCGUGCCAUUCGGAGGAGUUCUUCGACGUCAGCCAGUGCUUGUACUACGACGCCACAUGGAACUCAAUGAUCUCCGCGGAGGACAUGGAUGGUGACCCCAUGGAGCCACCGCCGGUCGAGGAGAAGAACAGAGGCCGUAACGAUAAAGACAACGACAAUGAGGGCGGAAAUGAGAUUGAUCGGCUUGCGGAGAAGUUCAUCGCGAGCUGCCACGAGAAGUUUAGACUGGAGAAGCAGGAGUCUUACAGAAGGUACUUGGAAAUGCUUGCGAGAAGCGUGUGAUUGAAGGGGGAAAGAGCAAAUGGAAUUGUUUUGUUGUUGUUGUUUUGAAUUGGAAUCUAUUUUUAGUUGAUGAUCCUUGCAGAGGACUUAAUCAUGCAUUCCACAAUCAUAUUUACCUCAACUGUUUGGGUUUAGAUCU